Messenger RNA from Nematocida minor, 627 nucleotides. RefSeq lists its product as uncharacterized. Bases 1 to 627 code for a protein of 208 amino acids. The transcript has a single exon. Lineage: Eukaryota; Fungi; Microsporidia. The record is from RefSeq and is a predicted model, not a curated record. Gene Ontology annotation, cellular component: nucleus.
AUGGAAGAGCACACACAGCUCAAUGAGUGCUUCAAUAAAUACAUUGAUGUGAAAAAGAAAACAGACGAUAAGAGAAGAGAGCUGCAGGGCCUGCAGAGAAGAAGAGAUGCCCUGCUGGAUCUGCUUGUGUUUAUAAAAGGACAGAAGCCUCCAAAGUACACAGAGCUGGAAAACGAAAGCACUUUCCCCAUUGUUCUCGGAAAAGCUCACUCAAAGUUCAGCCUGACUUCAAUAGGCGUGCUUCCUCCAGAGGAGUACACAACCUUCUACAACAGCAUGUACAUAUACCCCAUCGGAUUCAAGUCAAAAAGAAAGUACGCCAGUCCUCAGAAGGAAGAGCAGAAGCUAACGUACUUUUGCCAAAUACGCUCGGUCAAUGGAGAGUGCAUAUUUGAAAUUAGAGCAACAGGAGGCAAGCACUGGGCAGGACCAAAAGAGGAAGUUUGGGGCAUUUUCUCAAAAGAGUUCGAAAGAAUAUCGUUUGCAGACAUAGAGAGCUUUUUUGGCAUAGCAAAUGAAACAGUCCAAAAAAUGGUGGAGGAAAUGGGAGACAUAUCGCCAUUUUCAACGUACGUUCCUCUGCGCAUGAGAACCAGAAAAGCCAAAAAACAAAAGAAAGAGGAGUAG